GGUGUACGACCAACACCAACCACAACUGUUAUUGCCAACAGAUUGAUAAUAUGUCUCUCGUUCCUAUGUAUAUCAUUAUUGAUGUCCUCGCCGCCUCACGCAUCUCUCUUCUUCACCCGGGGUAGUCUGCGAUAUUGAUUACUGUGAUGUCGCUCUGCACCAGUCGCGUUGUCAACCGAGAAUCGUCGAGAUCUCCUUCAGCCAGCUUUCGAUACACCAUAUAUUCACAUUUACAGUCCCUUGUUUAUACGAUAUGGCGGACACACUCUCAGAGUCGCAGAUUCAAGAGUUAAAGAAGCUUUUUGACAAGUAUGACCGGGACAAGGGCGGCAAAAUCACCACAUCGGAGUUGGGGGCUAUGCUGACGUCACUAGGUCACGAGAUGACCCUGGAGGAGGUUGAGGAGAUCAUCAACCAGUUUGACAAAGACGGCAACAAGACAAUGGACUUUGAGGAGUUCCAGAAUAUGAUGCUCAAGAAAGUUGAAGACGCUAAAUUUUCUAAAGAGAUUAUUACCGAUUUCAAGAAGUACGACUUGAACGGCGACGGUUUCAUUAGCCCCAACGAAUUGAGGGAGGUGAUCAGAGUCCGGGGGGAGCGUCUCUCUAACGCUGAGGUGGACGCCAUGAUGCAGACUGUCGACCUCAAUCAAGACGGGAAGGUUAAUUAUGAAGAAUUUGUGAAGGUGAUGGUUGCCUAGUGACUCGCAAACAACUUUGACAAUCAGAAGUCAUCGGUAGUUUCCGUCUGCGAAAUUAUGUUCCAGAUUUGAACGUUAUGGAUGGAUCACUGAAUGCUUGAUAUGGUCCAGCAUUGCAUUGUUAUUAAAUGGUGUUCAUAUAUAGGGAUGUAUGUCUGAAUGAUGGUAUACGUGCCUGCGUGGGAUAUCAUAAUACUACUCAACAGCUGAUAGCAAGGCAGGGAAGUAAUGCGUUUGGUGUAUCACGGAGUAAUAGCAAUCCUUAUCAAAAGUUGAGUAAUAUGUCCCACCUAAUUUCUCAAUGCCCGUAUUUAAUAUUGUUUGAAUUAACUUACAUUCAGCAUUCGAUAUCAAAACUGAC
Molecule: messenger RNA, 1061 nt
Organism: Haliotis rufescens (red abalone)
Lineage: Eukaryota; Metazoa; Mollusca; Gastropoda; Lepetellida; Haliotidae
Product: calmodulin-like
Exons: 5
Coding region: 254-700 (148 amino acids)
Molecular function (GO): calcium ion binding; enzyme regulator activity
Source: RefSeq, a predicted model, not a curated record